Molecule: messenger RNA, 941 nt
Organism: Suillus subalutaceus
Lineage: Eukaryota; Fungi; Basidiomycota; Agaricomycetes; Boletales; Suillaceae
Exons: 6
Coding region: 381-941 (186 amino acids)
Source: RefSeq, a predicted model, not a curated record
AUGACAUUUGCUAGUGCCCGCCCAACGCCACAUGUGUUAUCUCCUUACCUCUUUUUUUCCCGCAAACAUAACUCGAUACGUCCUUUUCUACGCUACGGCACAAACCACCAUAAGUUCUCUACCUAUCUGUGCUGGAUUACAACUACGACUCACGUCAAUCUGGCGGCUGGUUGUUGACUGCCGCACGCACGAAGCAAUGGAGCACAUGCAAGCUAUAUGAGCAUAAAAGGCAUGUGAAUAGGGGAGAGGGCGGGCAGUCAGCCGCCGCCAACCUCACAGAUUGUUCAAACUCCACUAAAUGUCAGUUGCCAUCAUGAUAGCCCUAGACUGGACCCAGAUCUCGACGCGAACAAGCCCCAGAAGUCUACCAUAGACAGACUAUGGAGUUGCCAUUUCCUGGAUAUUCUCGGAUCAGUUUGUUCACAACGAAAUACAACUCCAAAAUCCCUGGUGGCAACGAACUGUUUGUCGGUGGCUUCUUUGUAUAUGUCACAUUCGCUCAAGAAUUACUCCUAACUUGGAGACUAUACGUGAUCUGGGGUCGCAACUUCAAGAUUUGUAUCAUACCGUUCAUUAUCUGGAUGCUUCACUGCACAUCGAUCGCCGUUUCUGGCUUUAUUCCCGCAACAGCAACGCCUCUCACCCGCAAUGUCCAUUCAUACGGACUCGCCGGAUGGGGUCUCGAGACUGGUGUCAAUUUUCUUGCAUCAGACGGCAUAGCUUACCGUCUAUGGCACGCGGGCUUCAUCGGUCGUAACUUCUUCACUGUAUCCUCGUCCUUAAGCUUUAUACUUGAUAUCGAAAGGAAAGAUCGCUGUGUUGCAUUCGGACGUCAUAAGGAGAUCUUUCGUAAGAAACUCACAGAAGGAAAUACAAAGUUGAUUGGGUUACUGCAAGCAUUUCAUGUAUCACCAAGCUUUUCGAUAAACGUAUUGUCUUGA